AUGCGCAGAAUUGGAAUCCGUGCUUUGUCCACGCCAGUUGAGCCAAAGGAGAAGGCCAGCUCGAUCAUCAACGCCUUGCCAGGCAACAACGUGGUCUCCAAGACCGGUGUUUUGGCCACCUCUGCUGCCGCCGCCAUCUACGGAAUCUCCAACGAGGUGCUCAUCAUCCACGACGAGACCAUCUUGGUCGCCACGUUCUUGGGUUUCGUCACCUUGUGCGUCAAGUUCGUCGCCCCAUUGUACACGGAGUGGGCUGACGGCGAGAUCAAGAGAGUCACCAACAUCUUGGCCGAGUCCAGAAGCAAGCACACCUCCGCCGUCAAGGAGAGAAUCGAGUCUGUCUCGCAGUUGAAGGACGUGGUUGCCACCACCAAGCAGUUGUUCGAGGUGUCGAGAGAGACCGCCAAGUUGGAGGCCGAGUCCUUCGAGUUGAAGCAGAAGAUCGCCGUUGCCGAGGAGGCCAAGGCCACGUUGGACUCGUGGGUCAGAUACGAGCAGCAGCAGAGACAGAUGGAGCAGGAGCAGUUGAUCAAGUCCGUCUUGGACAAGGUCAACAAGGAGAUCGCCAACCCCAAGUUCCAGGACAGAGUCUUGGCUGAGUCUGUUGCCGAGGUCGAGAAGAUCUUCGCCAAGGCCUAG
This is a messenger RNA of Metschnikowia bicuspidata var. bicuspidata NRRL YB-4993, 639 nucleotides long. It is a transcript of the gene ATP4, whose product is annotated as F1F0 ATP synthase subunit 4. The transcript has a single exon. Bases 1 to 639 code for a protein of 212 amino acids. Lineage: Eukaryota; Fungi; Ascomycota; Pichiomycetes; Serinales; Metschnikowiaceae. Gene Ontology annotation, biological process: proton motive force-driven ATP synthesis. Gene Ontology annotation, molecular function: proton transmembrane transporter activity. The record is from RefSeq and is a predicted model, not a curated record.